This is a messenger RNA of Styela clava, 1783 nucleotides long. RefSeq lists its product as uncharacterized. The record is from RefSeq and is a predicted model, not a curated record. NCBI's taxonomy places the organism in Eukaryota, Metazoa, Chordata, Ascidiacea, Stolidobranchia, Styelidae.
AAUACUUUUCAACAAAUUUAAUUGCUAUAGUUCGUUUACUUUAUAGUAUAGUAAAGUAAUUCGCAAUAAACAGCUACAAAAUGAGUAUGAAUAUGUCGCUAAGAUACGAGGUGCCCAACCCUCGCGGGCAUUCAGUUUCAAAGCAAAAGAUUGAGAAAGACCGGAUUAUGAAAGAUGAAUUGAUGGCGGAAAGAAUUAAAGUGGUUCAAACUGAACUUGACGUGGGCCUGAAGGCUGCUUGGGCCGAAGGACUCGAGGAAGCGAGUACGAUAAAAAGGUACGACAUGAACAAAGAAGAAAAUGCGAGUCAGCUAUACAAAACGAAAAGAGCUCUUGUAUCCGUUCGGAGAGCCGCCUUGAAAAAAUUACUGGAGACGAAAUACGAACAGCAUGAGCGGGAAAUUCAUAAACAAGGAAUGGCAUUUUAUAAAAAACGGACAUGAUUUUAUGUGUGUUUUAUUUUAUUCGGGUAGGGUAGGAGAAACAAACACAUUAGAACACAACUGUGAGUCUUCCGCAGGGUUGUGGUGUCGGAAUCUUACAUUUUCGCUUAGGUUUAAAGUUUACGAAGACGAUAGAUCGCCAAAAAUUGUAACUUAUCGCAAGUUCACAUCCUUCAAAAUUAGGAGUCCAGAGUUUUCACGUAACCGCUGGUCGGUUACGACUUCCUCCAUCAUCAAGACCGUGCUUCCGAAACAAAUAAUUGGCUAACUAAUCCCAUACCCUACCUGGACUGGUUACCGGACGAAAGGCUGUGGUUCGUCAUAUGAUUAAGCUGUCUUUCCUCUCCCCCGGGAUAAAUAUGUAAAUCUCAUCCUAUCAACACAUAGGAACAUUGAGAGGCAUAUAACAUUAAAGCCAAACUUUUCAAACAAACUAAAAAGACAAUAAAUUCGCCAAGUUUUCGUUAUCAAUUUGAUUAUUUCGUAGUUAGAAGGGCCAGAAAAUUUCAUUUAAUCAAACCAGCAAUCGAAGUCAAACUUUUCCAACCCGAAGUUGUUGUUUUUUUCGACGAUUUGGUACUCUGAUGGAACUCUCGAUUCCACAAUCGAGAAGUACGGUAAUGAAUUACCAAAACGUAUGGCGGCAAUAUUAGUUUAUUAAUGUACGGUACCGCCUUGACGUCACGGCUGAUGGGUACGCACUUCGCGGAAGCUAAUUAUAAAAAUACGUGCUUUAUGAAUUGGAAGUGCCUCUCGCUUUAGUGAUAGCAAAAUAUUCUGACCAAUCUCUAUCGGUAUAUGUAUACGAAAACUUUUAGGCUCAUAGAAUUUUUUAAUAUGGAUAUAAAUGCAUAACACGGCCAAGACUUGUAAAAACAUAUUUGUGUAACUGAAUAAAAAGCACAAACAGGUAGAAGGUACAUGCAUGUGCUCAACAAAUUUACAUUUAUGAGCAUUUGUCAUCUGAGUUUAUUUAUAAGCUAUAAAGGUAAACCACAGAUGUGGAAUACACAAUUUCUGAAAAUUUGGAAAGAUUCAGUCACUUUAACCCAAAGAGAAGAAAAACCUAUGAGAUCAUCAGAUAAAAUGGGACUAAUCUAGCCUUGCUUAGUUAAAAUUUGGGUAAGGUACCCUUAUGUCCACAAACCAGUCGUGCAUUUCAGCAUUUCAUACUCGUUUACUUGGUCAAGCACUGUAGCCAAUGCCAACAGUAAAAACUCAAUAACUUCCUAGGUAUAAUACCAUACAGCAUGCUUUUCCUAGUCAUAAAUAUGAGGGGUAAAGCAGGGGCAGACUUUUAUAUACUUCCAAUGAGCACAACUGUGCAAAAUUGUAUUGAA